Molecule: messenger RNA, 3000 nt
Organism: Gymnogyps californianus (California condor)
Lineage: Eukaryota; Metazoa; Chordata; Aves; Accipitriformes; Cathartidae
Gene: FBXL2
Product: F-box and leucine rich repeat protein 2
Exons: 16
Coding region: 28-1299 (423 amino acids)
Biological process (GO): SCF-dependent proteasomal ubiquitin-dependent protein catabolic process
Cellular component (GO): SCF ubiquitin ligase complex
Molecular function (GO): protein binding
Source: RefSeq, a predicted model, not a curated record
AACCGGCCUCGCCGCGGCGUCUCUGCCAUGGUUUUCUCAAAUAAUGAUGAAGCCCUUAUUAACAAAAAACUACCCAAAGAACUUCUGUUAAGAAUAUUUUCUUUCUUGGACAUAGUUACUUUGUGUCGAUGUGCACAAGUUUCCAAGGCAUGGAACGUUUUAGCUCUGGAUGGAAGCAAUUGGCAAAGAAUAGACCUCUUUAACUUUCAAACGGAUAUAGAGGGUCGUGUUGUGGAAAAUAUAUCGAAAAGGUGUGGUGGGUUCCUGAGACAACUUAGUCUGAGAGGAUGUCUUGGUGUUGGAGACUCGUCUUUAAAGACCUUUGCACAGAACUGUAGAAACAUCGAACACUUAAAUCUAAAUGGGUGCACAAAAAUCACUGACAGCACGUGUUACAGUCUUAGCAGAUUCUGUUCCAAGCUGAAACAUCUGGAUCUGACAUCUUGUGUAGCCAUCACAAACAGCUCUUUGAAAGGCUUAAGUGAGGGUUGCAGAAAUCUGGAACAUUUGAAUCUUUCCUGGUGUGAUCAGAUUACGAAGGAUGGUAUUGAAGCACUGGUGAAAGGGUGUAGUGGACUAAAAGCUCUAUUUCUUAGAGGUUGCACACAGUUAGAAGAUGAAGCAUUGAAACACAUUCAAAAUCACUGUCAUGAACUUGUAAUCCUGAAUUUGCAAUCCUGUACACAAAUUUCAGAUGAAGGCAUUGUAAAAAUCUGUAGAGGAUGCCAUAGACUUCAGUCACUCUGUGUUUCAGGCUGUAGCAACCUUACAGAUGCUUCUCUCACAGCACUUGGUCUAAACUGUCCAAGGCUGAAGAUUUUGGAAGCUGCAAGAUGUUCACAUCUUACAGAUGCUGGUUUUACCCUUUUAGCACGGAAUUGCCAUGAGCUGGAGAAGAUGGACUUGGAAGAGUGUGUUUUGAUAACUGACAGCACAUUGAUACAACUUUCUAUACACUGUCCUAAGCUACAAGCAUUGAGCUUAUCUCACUGUGAAUUGAUCACUGAUGAUGGGAUUCUUCAUCUGAGCAACAGUACGUGUGGUCAUGAGAGGCUGCAGGUACUGGAGCUUGAUAACUGUCUUCUCAUCACUGAUGUGACUCUGGAACACCUGGAGAACUGCCACAACUUGGAGAGAAUUGAGCUGUAUGACUGUCAGCAAGUCACGCGAGCUGGAAUCAAACGAAUCAGAGCUCAUCUACCUCAUGUGAAAGUUCAUGCUUACUUUGCUCCAGUAACUCCCCCUCCUUCAGUAGGAGGGAGCGGACAGCGCCUCUGCAGAUGCUGUAUUAUUCUUUGACAGUAAAAACCUUAACGUAAUGUGCAGCUGUGGAUUAAGUUGGUGAUGCUUCGGUUUGUAUUAGUAACUCCUUCCUUCUGUUGGCAUGAGAACUGAAGUACCGUGUAAAAUGUGCGGGCAUUUCAGCAUAGCAGCUACUCGGUGAAAGUUCACUAAACUUGGAAGUUAAUUUGCAUUUGUAAGCAGUACUCAGUGUGAAGUUCUAACGUAACGUGGGGCUCAAGUCCGUCACACCAAGGAACUGAACCUGCUGUUCUGUAACAUACAUGACAGAUUAAGUAUCAGGUUUAAGGACAAAUCAGCUUUAGCAGAUGUUGACCAAAAAAAAUGCAAGGUAAUCAUGAGCUCUUACAGCAAAACAGCUUAUACUUUUUCAUCAUUCAGCUUCAUAUUUAAUUACAUAACAGGACAUACUAGGUAAUGUCAAAAGGUAAGAUAGUACCUCAAGAUAACUAUAUAAAUAGAAAUACUUUCCAAGUUUUUGAACUUGGUUCAGUCGAACUGUGUGUUAGUAUAAAGCUUGCCCGUCACUGAAGCACGUUUUAUGCCCAAUGCCAUCGGCCUUUAAAAAGGGUAAGAAAUCCACUGUGGUAGAGCUUGUGCACUCUACUGUAAUUGGCUGCCACAAUCAUUCAUGGUGCUUACUGUAACGCCAUUCCUGUGUGUCCUCAAUUACCUCCUCCGCUUGUAAGGAAAGGAUGCAGCGGUUCUAGGAAGAGGGGUGCAUUAUUCAUGCUUUUCUACAAAGAAUGGAAACCAGGUUCAGUUACAGGAACUAUGAUGGAGCGAGGAAUUCAAUUCAAGCUGUUUGUCCCACCUGUUUUAGGGACACAGCAAGCAGAUGAGCAAAUAAAUCUGUAGGCAGGAGUUGAACCAAACCAAACCUGUGGUUUUCAAAUGUAGAAAGCCAAACUCGUCACAUUUGGGUUAUUUAAGAAGCUGUCAACUCUGAAUGAUAAUAAUAAUAAUAAAAUCUAUGUAUUAACUCUUAAGGCCAUGCUUUCAUCCUUAGUUUCUCAGUGCUAGAGGGUUAGAAAAAAUAAACUUUAUAUUAAGCAACUUAAUUAUCUGAGAUAAACUACUCAACAGUUCAGAAAGCUUUUUUGUGUAAGAUUGAUUGUGUGUGUGUGUGUAUGUUUUAAGAGUUUGGGGCCUGUGUGUUUACUGAAAACUAAUAGAAAUACUGGCUUAAAAAACAGUUGGAGAAGCUACUACUGGUUAGUACUGCAAUCGCCCCCCCCAAAAUUUUAAGCUACUUUUUAAAUGGAGUGUGAACAUUAAGAGACUUUUAUGGCUAACAAUGGCUGGGUUGCGUUCAUGCUUCACACAUUGACAGACGAUGGGGACAGUAAACUAAGACCUCAACUCUGAGGUUAAAUUGCAGAUUAGAGUGCAGUACAUGGGUUUCUUUAGUACUACAAAAUAAGCCAAUCAGGGUUUGUGUUGCACAGUAGUGGAGGAGUGUUGUUACAAUCAUACUUCUUAGAGUUCCAUUAAGAUACUGCUGUAAUGGAGAGUUUUAGGCAGAUUUUAUUCUCAACUGACCAGGAAAGUCAUUGGUACCAGUAUGUCAAGAUGUGUUGCCUUUUGUUGGCUCAUUUUUUUUCUAAGAACAUAAUGAACCUUGUAAGUCUAUUGCAUUAAAGAUGUACAAAAACAAAUGGAACCUACUCUGAUAUAGGACACUUCAAUAAACAAACA